GCGACGAGUUAUGUGACGUCAUCAGCAGCAGACGCGGACUCGGCGGCUGUGUUUGUGAGGAGAAGAGCCGGAGAGGACAGCUGAUCAUCAUCCAUGGCGUCUCCGCUCAAAGUGUGUAUAGUCGGCUCCGGAAACUGGGGCUCUGCCAUCGCCAGGAUCAUUGGAGAUAAUGCCAAGUCACUGCAGCGUUUUGCCACCACAGUGAAGAUGUGGGUGUUUGAAGAAAACAUUGAUGGCAGGAAGCUCACUGACAUCAUCAACACGGAGCAUGAAAACACCAAGUACCUUCCUGGAUAUAAACUGCCAGAGAAUGUGGUGGCCGUCCCGAAGCUCUGUGAUGCUGCGGAGGGAGCUGACCUGCUGGUGUUUGUGGUCCCUCACCAGUUCAUCAGGAAGCUCUGUGACGAGAUGGUUGGCUGCGUCUCCACCAGAGCUCGAGGAAUCACACUCAUCAAGGGCAUAGAUGAAGGCCCUGAGGGUCUGAAGCUGAUCUCCGACAUCAUUCGAGAGAAGAUGGAGAUUGAUGUCAGUGUCCUCAUGGGAGCAAACAUCGCCAACGAAGUAGCAGCUGAGAAAUUCUGUGAAACCACAAUCGGCAGUAAGAUCCUGGAGAACGGCCUGCUGUUCAAAGAGUUGCUGCAGACUCCAAACUUCAGGAUCACGGUGGUGGAUGAUGCUGAUACAGUGGAGCUGUGUGGAGCACUGAAGAACAUCGUCGCAGUGGGUGCAGGCUUCUGCGAUGGGUUGCGGUGCGGUGACAACACCAAGGCCGCUGUGAUUCGUCUGGGGCUGAUGGAGAUGAUCGCCUUCGCUAAACUCUUCUCCAAGAACGGCUCCGUUUCUACGGCAACUUUCCUAGAGAGCUGCGGCGUGGCCGACCUCAUCACUACGUGCUAUGGCGGCCGCAACCGGCGAGUGGCAGAGGCCUUUGCUAAAACAGGAAAGAGCAUUGAGGAGCUGGAGCAGGAGAUGUUGAAUGGUCAGAAGCUCCAGGGUCCUGCCACCUCAGCUGAGGUUUAUCACAUCCUCAAACAGAAGAACCUGGUCGACAAGUUCCCUCUCUUCACAGCAGUCUAUCAGAUCUGUUUUGAGGGGAGGCCGGUCCUAGAGAUGAUCUCCUGCCUGCAGAGCCACCCAGAGCACAUGUGACCACCGGGUGGGUUUCACAAGGGGCUGUCGAACAGAUCCAUUCAACGUGUUUGCACCGAGAUCAGUUCAGCAUGUCUCACAGUGUCUCAGCAUGUGAAAGAUAAAGUCCAUCAUCAAUUUAAGUAAAACUAAUAUAGACCAAAGGAAACCAAAAAACAGAGUUGCCAGAUUCCCAACAGUAUUUUAACUCAGUCUCAAAAUGCAGGGAAACAGGUCUGCUAGACACGACCUCCUCCUAGUUUACACAGAAAUGAGGACAAAUUAAAAAGCAAAGCAUACUCCUUACACAAACAACGCAAACAGAUAGUUACAAUGAUUUACAACUGAUUCCCAUUAGCACUCAAGCCAGUUAAACUGAUGAAGUGUCUAUAUCAAUUAGAGUUUUGAACAGGGCUUUUUUUAAAAACAUUCCUGGGAUCAGCUGUGUAUUGUUCUGUGUUAUCUGAUGUGCUGUAGAAUCACUAUACACCUGCCUCUGCCUUUUUCUGGCUGGUGUUAUCACAUAGCCACCAUAGUCCUGGCACGGUGCUCCUUAGACACUAAACACACAAUGUUACAUUCAUUACAUUACAUAUCAUUCAUAUCACACAAGAUGUUUUGACCGUCCUCUUACACAUUUGAACCAACCAGCAGCAUUUUGUAGUGAAAUAGCACAAAUCAUUAAGCCAUUGACAAAUCCAUUUAAAGGUUUAUUACAACACUUUCCUCGUCUCGAGAUUAGUAAUAUGAAAGUAGAGUACUCGCCAUGUUAAAGGAAGAUUCUGGUGUUUUGAUUCAGGACUCAUUACCUCUACCAAGGACAUUAUGUUCAUUGCUGUUUGUCUUAGUUUCUUUUGGCAGAAAAUACUGGACUGAUUUUAUUGAAACUUGAUGGAAGGUUGGGGUAUGGUCCAAGGAAGAACACAUUAACUUUUGGCAGAGGCCAUUUUUGACCUUUAACAUUGUGAGAAAGGAUGUUAGCCUCGGCGGAAGCUUGCGAUCUCUGAAUGUCCUUCUUGUGAUUUAAAUUGCCGUCUAUUUGUUGGUCCGUCUGUUCUUUUGCCGGAUUAUUUUAAAAGUACGAAACUGAUUUCCAUUAAAUUUAGUGGAGGAGUGGGGCAUGACCAAAGAAAGAAGCCAUCAAACUAAGAAGACUUUCUCACAGGCUGAGAUUAGCAGUUAGCCUUGGUAUAUAUAUAUAUUAUAAUUGUGACCAUAUCAUAGUUUCCUGAAGAGAACAAAUACUACCUAAAUUGUUUUAAAAGAUGUUUGUAAAUGGACUACCUUUUAUAAAGAGUUUUUCUAGUCUUAACGACCUCCCAAAACACUUUACACAACAGGUCAUAUUCACCCAUUUACAAACCCAUUUAUACAACAAGGGCCAGUUCAGACGUCGGUGUCUUAUCCAAGGACAAUUCGGCAUUCAGGUGAAGGAGCCAGGAAUCAAACUACCAACCCUCUAGUUGAUGGAUGAGCAGGUUGACUCCUGUGCCACAGCAGCUGUUUGUGAGCCAGACCCAGAGCAAACACAGAUAUCCGGACACACCGGGAUAAGAUAUUGUCACUCAGUGCUUAGGGAUCAGCUACAGUAACAACAAGCACUUUUACAUAUGACUUGCUGCUCUUUUCGACCAUGGCUGCUACUUACAGACCUUUACACUGCAGUCAUGUCAAAGCAACACGGAUGCAACUAGAAUGCCACGCCAAUUUGAAAACGCUCAAAGAUAUCAGUCCUCUCAAUGUGCCUGAUUUUACUUAUCAAGAUCCAGGUAUUAUUGGAAAAGUAAUGUUUUCUUCCUUGGCACAUCCCCCAACCUUCCACCAAGUUUCAAUGAAAUUGGUUUUGUAGUUUUUUUGUAAGCCUGAAGUCAAACAGGCAAAGGGCAACGGUGGCUGAGGUAAUUAAUAACAUACCACAUUAGGUUUCUGUAGUUUUCCUCAGGUCUGUUUCAGAUCCGAGUUAGUAGAUCCAUAGUUUUUGCCUUUGCGGAUGAGUGACUGCAGCUAGGUCACUGAAAAGAGGUCAACCAUGCCAAGAAACAUGAACAUCCGAUGAUCUCACAGUCUGUAGUCAGAUAGUCUGGAUAUGAAUCAAGUUACUCUAAUAAACCAGUUCUCUUCAGCAGCAAGGAAUGGUGAGCAACAUUUGUAUAAACUCACUUUCUGUGUGUUCUGGUUUGUCUUCAGCUAGACUGAUUGUCUGCUCGUGUUUCUUGACGGGUCGUGCUUCAUUCUAUUGAUGUUCCAGCUAUUAACAUGGUGAGACCAUUAUUAUCACAAGUGAUUUAGUCCAAUACAUUAAUAAACAGUACACAAUCCUUCAAAUGUCACAUGAACUGGUCAGUGUAGCCGUUUUCAGACAUGACCUCUGGAGGAUGUCGGCAGAAUUGGAUCCUGAGUCUACCUGUCACACAUGAACAACAAAGCAGGAGAUUCUCAGCUCAGACGUGUUCACAACAACACAGAAAUCUCCAGAGUGCUCGGGUGAGGGGUGUUGCAGCAGGCAGGGUGUAACGUCUAAAUUCUGCUGCGGAGAUCACAUCACAUCGACACCGGAGUCAGCUCUGAUCACCAAAAGCUCUCUUGACGUAUUCAUCGGCACCACUUUUCAUCCUGAGAUGUUUUUCAUCUGUCGCGUGUUAGUUCUGAAAGCAGCUUAUCUGAUGAUAUUGAUGACAUUUCUUCUCUUCUCUCUUUCGAGGGGAAAUAUAUAAUUGAUGUCCUAAAAUGCACUAUUCUGGUUUUAUAGAUUUUGUGGGCGAUCUAACAAAUUUAUAUCACGAUUAAUCUUUAGCAGGUCCAUGAUCUCCUUUUCUACCCAAUUGCAGAGAUCCAUACAUUUUAGGACAUUUUUUGGUGUAUUAAAGUAUAGCUAAUUGAGGGGACCACAUGUUUUGGUGCAGUACAUUUCAAAAAUGGAAAGAAAGAUUCAGUUCAGACCUUUUGUGUGUUAAAAAAGAUCAUGAUGUGAUGUUUUGGGAAGAUCCUCUACUGUUAGAUAGUGUGGCCAACAGCAAGCGCAGUUUACAGUUUAACAUGAAUGGAGGAAUCACUGUUUUCUUGAACCACACAUCCAAACACUGCACCUCUUCAGAAGUACUCCAUUGUCUCUGGAUUUGAUUGGAUGUACACUUGUCAAAAACCAGAGGACAGACAGCAAGAGAUUCCUCUAUUCAAAUUCACAUUGUGGUUGUUUUUGCUGCUGCACUCUAUAACCAUAUGUUUGUUUAUGUGUGCUUAUUUUUAUAAUAUAGCACCCUUAACCUCUGCUAAGAUAUAUUUCCAUGUUUGUGACCAAAUGUUUGAAAUGGAACCUGUGUGUUUUUACUGUUGUUGGUUUUUCAGAGUUUCACACAUAUCAAUGGAAAGCUGUUGUUGUUUACUUGAGAUGACUAAAAAAUACCAGCUAUGACGUGCCUGUCUGUGGACUCCAGCAUGAUACUGCCUCUGUGCCGUAGUAAGGCACUUAAGUCAUGGUCUGCUCCAGAACAACAGCAAUAGACAAUUCAUUGUGACUUAGGAGGAGAUAAGGAUGGUCACUGUGUUUUCAAUAUUUGUACAACUUUGGUAUUUGUGUUAAUUUGCCUCCGGCCCCUGGCUGUCACCGGCUCGGAGGCAUUUUGUUUUCUGGUUGUCUGUCCAUCCUUCCCAUUCUUGUGAACGCGAUAUCUCAAGAACACCUUUAUGAACAAUUCUUCAAAUUUGGUACAAAGAUUCACUUGUACUCAUGGAUGACCUGAUUAGAAUUUGGUGGUCAAAGGUCAAGGUCACUGUGACCUUUUCAAAACACAUGUUUUGCCUUUUGAAUGUAAUAUCUUAGGAAAACCUCAAGGGAAUUCUUUCAAAUUUGGCACACAUGUUCACUUGGACUCACAGAUGAACUGAUUAGAAUUUGGUUGUCAAAAGACACAGUGAUCUUAUAUGAAUCUGGAAAAAAAACAUAUGUAGACGAAAUUUGCACUGGUUGGCGGAGGUAUACAACCGUAGUACUGUAUUUCUAGUUCUCACUGCCACUCAGGUAAACGCACAGUAUUGCUCAAAAUAUCAAACUGAAUCCUUAAUAUUGUAUAAUAACUGCACAUAAAAAAUACUCUCACAAUAUUCUACUUGAGACAUCAAAUUUUUUAAUUUUAGUGAAGAUAUGACUUAACAAACCUACAGUAUGUUAAUAAUGCCUUUGGGAAGAUCAUCAUUAGCUCUAUGUAAAAUGUGUUGGGUACAUUUCUUGGAGCUGUUUUCUUUAUCUGUUGCCAAGUAGAGCAGUGUCAUUCUGUUAGAGCGCAGUUGUUUUUAUGUUUCCUCACAGAUCCACUGUGGUAGAGAGUCCCGGAUUCUUGCCAUUGAAAGGUUUAUUGAAGUGCUUGUGUGCUGCUCUGUAUUAUAAAGUUGAGGCAGUUAACCCAUCAUAUACCUCUCAAACCAGAGUUUUUGUUUCAAUACAACACAUCAGCUGGCAAUGUGCUGCCUUAGCUAAUUGAAUAAAUUACUUAGUAUUUCUAUUGUUGACCUUUGAACUGUUGUGGCAAAGUGUAAAAUAGUUGCCACUGUGAACUCUGCAAAGUUGUGAAAUCCUGUCCGUGUGUAUUAAAAACUGUUGUUGACUGAGAA
Molecule: messenger RNA, 5736 nt
Organism: Hippoglossus stenolepis (Pacific halibut)
Lineage: Eukaryota; Metazoa; Chordata; Actinopteri; Pleuronectiformes; Pleuronectidae
Gene: gpd1l
Product: glycerol-3-phosphate dehydrogenase 1 like
Exons: 8
Coding region: 94-1149 (351 amino acids)
Biological process (GO): glycerol-3-phosphate catabolic process; carbohydrate metabolic process
Cellular component (GO): cytosol; glycerol-3-phosphate dehydrogenase (FAD) complex
Molecular function (GO): glycerol-3-phosphate dehydrogenase [NAD(P)+] activity; protein homodimerization activity; NAD binding
Source: RefSeq, a predicted model, not a curated record